Messenger RNA from Baudoinia panamericana UAMH 10762, 269 nucleotides. RefSeq lists its product as uncharacterized. Bases 66 to 269 code for a protein of 67 amino acids. The record is from RefSeq and is a predicted model, not a curated record. NCBI's taxonomy places the organism in Eukaryota, Fungi, Ascomycota, Dothideomycetes, Mycosphaerellales, Teratosphaeriaceae. The transcript has 2 exons.
GGAAAAUAUGCCGAUCCAUUACACGAAAAUCCCUCGAGCGAACGUGACCGGGCUGCAACCCUUCCAUGCCGCAGGGUGCCGUUGGAUAUGUUGGUAUUGAUGAGCCGAACAUGUGGGGACACCCACUGGGUCCGAGGAUGUAUCCGGCGGAGCAUAUCGAUGACUACUCGAUACAGCAGCGUACCGUUGAUCCGGACUGGAGUCCGCCGCCAGACUAUGGCGGCAGGUUCUGGGAUGAACGACUGCGCCCUUACGGAUACUGGGGAUAG